Messenger RNA from Dracunculus medinensis (Guinea worm), 906 nucleotides. The record is from the annotation of a GenBank genome assembly. Lineage: Eukaryota; Metazoa; Nematoda; Chromadorea; Rhabditida; Dracunculidae.
AUGCGAUGUGCAUGUCGUGCAUGUCGAUUUGCAAAAUGUGUUGCUGUUGGAAUGAAUCCGAACGCAGUACAAUGCAAUCGAACUAGUCGUUUAGCGUCUCCAAAAACAGAAGAUACAUCCGAUAUUGCUUCAGGUGAUUAUCCCCCUGGCUCAUGCCAAUUAAGAUUUAAUACUUUGGAAAAUAGUGAUUUUAUGGUGAAAUCGAAUGGUGAAAAUGCACUGGAUCUUGAUACGUCAAAACGUGGUUAUACAGUAUCUGCUUUGCUUGAUCUACCACAAAUUCCAUGCUCGUCACUGUCGCCUUAUAAUAUGCGCGAAGCAGUGGAAAAUAUUUCAUCGUUACAGCGAUUUGAUUUUGGAAAACGAGAAUUAUCCGAAGAAUCGAAAAAGAAAAUAACACAAUUUAUUUCGCUACAAAAUAAAAUAGAUGAAUUUAUCGCUUCGAAUUAUGAAUUUCGCGAUUCUUUGCUUGAACUUUUAACGAAACCGUCGAUAUUUGAUCGAAAACUCAAUCUACAUAAGGCGGAUGAAAAUAACGAUAUUUCAGUAGGACGAGAGAUAAAUCAACAUGUGGCACUUGUAAUCGAAUAUGCGAAAACUUUUGAAGUAUUCAAGUGGAUGAAUCUUAAAGCUAAGCUCUAUCUUUUACGAAGUAUAAUAUUUAUCAUUGUUUUUUUCGAUAUUUCAUAUAAUAUUUAUGCAAAAAAAAUGGUUUAUAAGUCAAUUGCUAUCGAAAAAAAAUCAAAGGAUGUACGACAAGGAUCAGCCAGAUAUGGUUAUCUUCUGAGUAUUUCAUGGACAUUAAAUAGUGUUUUUAAGAAAUACAAAGACGACGUAGCGAAGAUUGGCCCACAUGCUUUAACCAAAGAACUUAUAUCCGACGUGAUUCCAGUGAAUCUAUUUUGA